AGUUUCUCAUUUUUCCAAAACUUUGACAAAUCAAUUUUAAUUAGCGGUAAAAAGCGUUUUGGAUUGACGUGACUCUGGAUAAAGAGAACCGACAAAGCUAGAAAGAAACGUAAACCGUACGUCGAAGAUGAAUCCGCAAGAAGCCCAUCCCGAACCUGAUUCCGAACCUCCUCCGACAAUACCUUCGAGCCCUCGGACACCGAAGAAGAAGGUUAGUUCCAAACUGAACCGAUGGUCCAUGGGCCGAGCUUUACGAUCCGGCGCUGUUAAGAUCGACCGUUCUAGUCCUCGUCGUACUGAUAACAACAACGACGCACCUUUCCGUCAACUAACGACAGAGGAGCAGGCUGAUAGAAAGACGUCGUCUAGUAACGACGGUUGUCGUUGUGAUGACGUGGCGGGAAAGUCGAUUUAUAUGCUUUCAGACGGGACAGGAUGGACUGCAGAGCACUCCGUUAACGCAGCUUUGGGCCAAUUCGAAGAUCCAUUAGUCAACCGCGGCUUUCCUGUUAACACCCAUCUCUUCUCUUGGGUGGAAGAUGAGGAGAAGCUGUUAGAGAUUAUAAAGCAGGCGGCGAAGCAAAAGGCAAUGUGUUUCUACACUUUAGCUAAUCCUUCUAUGUCCAAAUCCGCUAAAGAAGCUUGUGAUCAGUUAGGCGUUCUCUCGGUUGAUAUCUUAGGACCAAUCAUCCAAGGCAUUGCGUCUCAUUUAGGUGUUUCUCCAUCAGGUCUUACCCGUGGAGCGGCCGGUAGGGUCAAGACUCUCAACGAUGCAUAUUUCAAAAGAAUCGAAGCCAUUGAGUUUACCAUUAAGCAAGACGAUGGGACUUUACCUGAGAAUUUAGGCAAGGCUGAUAUCAUUUUAGUCGGUGUUUCAAGAACGGGAAAGACGCCGUUGUCUACUUAUAUUGCUCAGAAAGGGUACAAAGUCGCAAAUGUACCGUUUGUGAUGGGUGUGGAACCGCCCAAGACGCUUUUUGAGGUUGAACCUAGGAAAGUCUUUGGUUUGAUAAUUCAACUUGUUGUAUUGCAAGCGAUAAGGAGAACAAGAGCUAAAACGUUAGGGGUGGAUACGGAAGGAGAGAACAGAUACUCGGGUUUCGAUCUUGUUCGGAAAGAACUUGAUUUCGCGUCAAAGAUCUAUGCCAAAAACCCUGGAUGGGCGGUUAUAGAUGUGACGAAUAAAGCGAUUGAAGAAACCGCAGCUGUGAUUCUUCGGCUUUAUCAUGACGGUAGCGACAGUAGUACUUCUGUACCUUGUAUCUCAAAACGCUUCUAAGCUCACGAGAAUACACCUUUGGAACUAUUUUAACCGAUCAAACCCAGGCGGCUGUAUUUUUUCUCAAAAUUUGUAAUUAUUUUUUUACAUUUUCAUGGAAGCAAUCACCUAAUGUAAGAGGGUGAAGAAAUAACUACAAAAGUAAUAAUUAUGAAUUUACUCUGCAUUCCUUUUAGGUUUAUAUCCAAUAAGUUAUGGCGUGUGAUUUACCAUUUGUAGCAGAAUAUGCCACUACUUAUGUAAAAAGAGGAUAAGUA
Messenger RNA from Eruca vesicaria subsp. sativa (arugula), 1536 nucleotides. Lineage: Eukaryota; Viridiplantae; Streptophyta; Magnoliopsida; Brassicales; Brassicaceae. The record is from the annotation of a GenBank genome assembly.